Molecule: messenger RNA, 1266 nt
Organism: Hibiscus syriacus
Lineage: Eukaryota; Viridiplantae; Streptophyta; Magnoliopsida; Malvales; Malvaceae
Product: wall-associated receptor kinase-like 20
Exons: 2
Coding region: 118-1035 (305 amino acids)
Molecular function (GO): polysaccharide binding
Source: RefSeq, a predicted model, not a curated record
UUGUCUAGUUCAAAGUACUUAACAAAAGAAACCAAAAACUACCCAAAUCCCAAUAUAACCCCUCAUUGAGUCAUUUCCCUUUAAAGUUAUCAGUUACAAAACCCAAAGCUUGAACCAAUGGAUGAUCAACGUCUUCCCUUCAUCAUCCUCUUGAUCACCGCCUCCAUCACUGCCUCGCACAGUUCCGAGGCGCCGGCCACACCAUGCCGCUCCAACUGUGGCUCACUUCCAAUCAAGUACCCUUUCGGCACCGGCUACGGUUGUGGCUCCCCACGUUUCGAACCCUAUGUAGCCUGCAACUCGAACCAGCUCCUGCUGACAACCCACACUGGCUCGUACCUAAUCACCGCCAUAUCCUACAAAGACUCAACCGUCACGAUCACUCCAUCGGCCAUGUCCACAUGCAACUCCAUGCAACAAUCUCCCAACUUGGGGCUCGACUGGGCCAGCCCUUUCCAACUAGGCCCAUCAAUUCUCCUCCUCCUCUCAUGCACUCCCCCUACGUCGUCGCUCACCAUCAAGGGCUCCCCCGUUUGUGACCCUUCCUCCACCCACCUCUGCGCCACGUUCUACACUUGUCCUGCCGUCGUCAACCUCGGGAUGCCGCUUUUCCCCCCGACCAACACCUGCUGCGUGUACUCGCCGGCGAAUUUCAACGGCAAAGGUGAGUUGGACUUGAGGGAAAUGAAAUGCAAAGGGUAUACGUCGAUUGCUUCCUUGGAAGAUUCUCCGACGGACCCUAGUAAAUGGCUGUAUGGGGUGACGUUGAAGUACACCGAUGGAGGUUUCGAUGAUUAUUAUAUGAACAACAAAUGUAACACUUGUGAGGAUAGCGGCGGAAUCUGCGGCUAUUCUCCUCCUAGUAAUUCGUUCCUAUGUAUCUGCAACAAUGGUUUCAAUACCAGCACGGAUUGCUACAAUAACUUCAAUCCGAUUCAGGGGUAUGAGGAUGUUCUUGGAAGUUCCACAUCUUUAUCAACCUGGAAGAUCUGGCUGCGACUCUGGGUUGGUCUGGUUUUCUGCAUUGCUGCUUGAAGAAGGCAAUGACCAAUGUCUGAUUUCCUUUUCUUUUUUUAUGCCAUCUUCAUUUGAAUAUUGUAAGCUUUACUAUUAACUUCAAGAACCUUACCCCGCCUGGAAAAUUUGUAAUUAAAGCAUAAUAUGUUUAUUAGAUAGCCAAGUACACACAAUGUUCAAUGUUAGAGAGUCACGAUGAUCGGAAACAUGCACCUCAGAUUAAUCAUUGAUGAAACAAUCUGAAAAGAA